GCCAACACUCCUUUCUUGAUUAUUGCCAAAAACAACUUUCCCACAAGCUUUUCCAUCUAUUUUUCUUGCAAACCAAAAAUGGGGUUUCUCUCUUUUCUCUCUUCCAUUUUCUUUUUCAUCUUAAUCCUAACAUACCAACAACAAAGUGUUUCUUGUGAACCCAUUGUUACUAAAACUCCUUUAUCCUUGCUUAUGACUAUCAAAGCUUCUUUGGACCCAAAAAACCUCAAACUUUCAUCAUGGUCAGCUAAUUCAACUGACCCAUGCAAUGGUUCUUUUGAAGGUAUUGCUUGUAAUGAGUUUGGUCAAGUUGUUAACAUUUCUUUACAAGGCAAAGAGCUUACUGGAAAAAUACCACCUGAGAUUGGUCAGCUUCAAAGCUUGUCUGGGUUGUACUUGCAUUUCAACAAGCUACAUGGGGUUGUACCUAAAGAAAUUGCCAACUUAACUCAGCUAUCAGAUUUGUAUCUCAAUGUGAAUAAUCUAUCUGGUGUUAUUCCUACUGAGGUUGGCAACAUGUCUAAUCUUCAAGUAUUGCAACUAUGUUAUAACCAGUUGAUUGGAAGCAUACCUAAUCAACUUGGGGCUUUGAAGAAGCUCAGUGUUCUUGCUUUGCAAGUCAAUCAGUUAACUGGGGCAAUUCCUGCAAGCUUGGGAGACUUGGAGAUGUUAACCAGGCUUGAUUUGAGCUUCAAUAAUCUUUUCGGUUCGAUUCCAGUAAAACUCGCCGAUGCUUCAAAGCUACAAGUUGUUGAUCUCAGAAAUAAUACCCUCUCUGGCAAUGUCCCUUUAGCCUUAAAGAGACUGAAUGAGGGAUUUCAGUACUCAAACAAUCCAGACUUAUGUGGAGUUGAGUUUUCUUCCUUGAAACUCUGCACUGUAUCUAGUCUAAACCAAAACAGACCAGAACCAUUUGGACCUGGUUCGAAUCGUCUCCCCAAAAAAGACAUCCCAGAAUCUGCAAACGUGCAAGCAACACAAACGAAUCAGUCCAAAAAAUCACAAACUGUUGUGGUCGUUGGCGUUAUUGCACUCUUCGUUGCAGUAGCAGUAACUGGGCUUUUCACAUUUUCAUGGUACCGCCGUCGGAAGCAGAAAAUUGGAGGUACUCUUGAUUCCUCGGAUAGGCGACUCAGUACUGAUGAAGUGAAGGAAGUCUCUAGAAGAAGCGCGUCACCCCUCAUCAGCUUGGAGUAUUCCAAUGGUUGGGAUCCAUUGGGCAAAGGCCGAGGUGGAAGUGCUUUCUCUCAGGAAGUAUUUGAGAGCUUUAUGUUCAAUUUGGAUGAAGUUGAGUCUGCUACACAGUACUUUUCUGAGGCAAAUUUGUUAGGCAAGAGUAAUUUCACAGCUGUCUAUAAAGGGACAUUGAGGGAUGGGUCUAUUGUUGCUAUUAAGUGCAUUUCCAAGACUAGCUGCAAGUCUGAUGAAACUGAAUUUCUCAAGGGACUAAAGCUCUUGACUUCAUUGAAACAUGAAAAUCUUCUGAGGUUGAGAGGCUUUUGCUGUUCAAAAGGUCGGGGAGAAUGCUUUCUGAUCUAUGAUUUUGUCCCCAAUGGAAAUUUGUUGCAGUACCUUGACGUGAAGGAUGGAAAAGGAAAGGUCCUUGAUUGGUCUACCAGACUUUCUAUAAUCAAAGGCAUCGCCAGAGGUAUUCAUUACUUGCAUGGAAACAAGGGAGGCAAACCUGCCCUAGUCCAUCGAAAUAUAUCAGCUGAAAAAGUACUUGUUGACCAACACUACAACCCAUUGCUCUCAGAGUCUGGUCUGCACAAACUACUAGCAGAUGACAUUGUCUUCUCAACACUCAAGGAAAGUGCUGCAAUGGGCUAUCUAGCUCCCGAGUAUACAACCACUGGCAGGUUCACCGAAAAGAGUGAUCUCUACGCCUUUGGCAUGAUUAUAUUCCAGAUUCUCUCCGGAAGGCGUAGAAUCACAAACUCUAACCAUCAAGGGGCAGAGAUGUCCAGAUUUGAAGACUUCGUUGACCCGAAUCUUUGGGGCAACUUUGUUGAAGCGGAGGCAGUUCAGAUGGCAAAGGUUGCUCUACUUUGCACGCACGAGUCACCAGAUCAGAGGCCAACCAUUGAAAUCGUCAUGCAAGAACUGAAUGACUUGACCUCCAGCAAGUCUUGAAUGCUCGUGUAAAACCCAAAUUCCCAAAUGACCAUUAGGAGCGUGAUACUAACUGCUUUCUGAUGCCAGGAGUUGGCACUCUUUUCCCAUCCUUUCGGUCCGGCACGACUUGUGCUUUAGGACGAUGCAUAUGAAUUUCAGCGGCUGUUCCACAUAGUUUAUAACUAAUGCACCUCGACGUAGAUAGCCUUGAGAGAUCAGUUCUCUUGUAUUAUUGUCACUUAGCCAUGAUUCUCAGCAGGUUUCUCCACUUGCAAACUAGUGUAUCAGAACUUCAAUUUCUAUUUAUUACUAACUGUUUUACAAGUAUCAUAAAUGACCUCUUGUUAUUGGAAUACUACUUUCAUAGUA
Molecule: messenger RNA, 2484 nt
Organism: Lycium ferocissimum
Lineage: Eukaryota; Viridiplantae; Streptophyta; Magnoliopsida; Solanales; Solanaceae
Product: LRR receptor-like serine/threonine-protein kinase GSO1
Exons: 4
Coding region: 79-2133 (684 amino acids)
Biological process (GO): protein phosphorylation
Molecular function (GO): ATP binding; protein kinase activity; protein binding
Source: RefSeq, a predicted model, not a curated record